Macrosiphum euphorbiae (potato aphid) is the source of this 927-nucleotide messenger RNA. The record is from the annotation of a GenBank genome assembly. Lineage: Eukaryota; Metazoa; Arthropoda; Insecta; Hemiptera; Aphididae.
AUGACAGUCGCGGUAUUGGAUAAAUAUCAUUUGGGCAUUAGUGCCAUUGUUGUUGUGGCUAUGCAACUUUUAUUUUUCACUAUUGCUGUAACAUUUCAGUAUGAUAAAGUGGCUGAUUUUGCUGGUGGUAUAAGUUUCAUUUUAGUGGCUCUGCUAACAUAUGGUUUAGCUCAGACACAUGAUAAUCGACAAUUUAUGGUAACAUUAUUUGUAUGUAUUUGGGGUGCCCGAUUAAGUUCUUAUUUAUUUUAUCGAAUAAUAAAAAUUGGAAGAGAUGCAACAUUUCCAGACCGACGUAGCAAUAUGAUUCGUUUUGCUGUGUUUUGGACAUUUCAAGCUAUUUGGGUGCUUGUUGUUAGCUUGCCUAUUAUUGUUAUCAAUGCACCCCAUAAUUCCAUAAAAACUGGAGCACCAAAAACCAUGACAACUUUGGAUACUGUUGGCUGUUGUGUGUUCAUUUUUGGCUUCAUUAUUGAAACUUUUGCUGAUUUACAAAAGUAUGCCUUUAGAAGUGAAGAGACGAAUAAAGGAAAAUGGUGCGAUGACGGGCUAUGGAGUAUGUCUAGACAUCCCAAUUAUUUUGGAGAAAUAGUAUUAUGGUGGGGUGUUUUUAUUGUGUCAUUAAAUGUGAUUGAAGGUCCAGAGUAUAUUGUUGUUAUAUCUCCAAUUUUCACAACAUUUAUUAUUCUCUUUCUCUCUGGUAUUCCACACUUAGAACGUGUUUCAGAUCAUAGAUUCAGAAACAAUGCUCAUUAUCAGCUGUACAAACGAUCCACUUCGCCAUUAAUACCUAUACCGCCGUCUCUUUAUAUUGAAGUACCUGGUUUUAUUAAAAUGCUCUGUUGUUGUGAACUACCUUUAUAUAACUGGAUGAGAGCUCAUCCUUCAGAUCCGCCAGAAGCAGCCCCAGCUCCAAAAUCAUCCUAG